This is a messenger RNA of Astyanax mexicanus (Mexican tetra), 1813 nucleotides long. It is a transcript of the gene prdx6, whose product is annotated as peroxiredoxin 6. Gene Ontology annotation, molecular function: peroxiredoxin activity. Gene Ontology annotation, biological process: cell redox homeostasis; cellular oxidant detoxification. The coding region runs from base 161 to 832 and encodes 223 amino acids. Lineage: Eukaryota; Metazoa; Chordata; Actinopteri; Characiformes; Acestrorhamphidae. Gene Ontology annotation, cellular component: mitochondrion; cytosol. The transcript has 5 exons. The record is from RefSeq and is a predicted model, not a curated record.
UGAUCAGGGGAGUCACUGCACAGCGCUGGACUUGACCCCUGAGGCUCUAGAGUGUGAUUGGGUAACUCAGCCUCUCCCAUUCUCUUCAUACUGAGUCUGUGAGGGAGUGUGUGAGCUGUAGCACGCUGCUGCUGCUGCUGAGAGGGACAGAAGCGCAGUCAUGCCGGGGGUCCUGUUAGGAGACGUAUUUCCUAAUUUUGAGGCGAACACAACCGCCGGCAAGAUCAAAUUUCACGAAUUCUUGGGGAACUCAUGGGGCAUCUUGUUUUCUCACCCCCGCGACUUCACCCCCGUGUGCACAACUGAGCUGGCCUGUGCUGCUAAGAUCAGCGAUGAGUUCAAGAAGCGUGAUGUGAAGAUGAUCGCCCUGUCCAUAGACAGCGUGGAGGACCAUCUCGGCUGGAGCAAGGAUGUGAUGGCUCUUCAUCCAGAGCAGGCAGCCUCUCCCCUGCCAUUCCCCAUUAUAGCGGAUGACAAGCGUGAGCUGUCAGUUCUGCUCGGGAUGCUGGACCCUGAUGAGCAGGACAAAGAUGGUUUGCCCCUCACUGCUCGCUGUGUUUUUGUUGUUGGACCUGAUAAGAAGCUGAAGCUCUCCAUCCUCUACCCUGCCACUACGGGGCGCAAUUUCACUGAGAUACUUCGAGUCAUUGAUUCUCUGCAGCUGACUGCAAAGAAGAAGGUUGCCACACCUGUGGAUUGGAAGCCUGGAGAUGAUGUCAUGGUUGUCCCUUCUCUUUCUGACGAAGAAGCUAAGAAGCUUUUCCCUGCUGGUUUCACCACCAAGGAUAUGCCAUCUGGGAAAAAAUACCUGCGCUACACCCCAAACCCUUAAACCGCUGCUAGGGGCCUGACAAAUAGCACUUCCUUUCCACUCUUGGCCUGUUGAUUUUGUAAUUUUAUUUUGUAUAAUUUAUCCACAAUUAUUUUUCUGCCUUUUACCAAAAAUGUAAUCAUGAACAGAUAGACAGAGCCAGACCUCAAUCCUGAGACAAAGUGUACUAUUACACACUGUGUUGCAUAGUGCCUUAUCUUUAAUAAAAACAGCAGGGAAUGUGUUGAACAUGCAUGUUAAACAAAAUGGCUAAUACAGUUCAAGUUAAAUAUGUUUGCACAACACUGGUAUGUACUAGAGAAUGAAUGGGCCCAUGUAGAAGUUUACUUUUAUACUGCUUGAAAUGUGAGAGAAGAAAUAAGAGUUUAGUAGUGUCAGAUUGGGCAGACAGACAUGUCUUUAGGCUCCUGUUGUCUGGCUAAACUGAAAAAACAAACAAACCCUGGAUUGGGAAAUACUCCCUAGAUCACAUGUGAGUUAUGCAACAAGAGCAUUGCGUUACCAUAAUACCAUCUAGUGACCUAGAUGAACCUUGAUUCUGUUUAUUAGAGUUCACUGGAUGUUAAUGUAUCCCCUAACCCUGUUUAUACUGUCCUUAAAAACUAGAUUUCCACACCUUUUGUUUCACAUCAUUAUUUGAUUUUUUUGUAUGCUGAGUUAGGAUUACAUCCGACUUUCCAAAUCCAAAUGAGUUAAAUGUAUUAUGCAUAUUUGUUGCAAUUUAUUUAGAUCUGUUGAAAUUUUCUUGUUUGCACUAAAGUUGACACUCUGAAAAUGUAAACUUUCUCAUUAUAGGAAAUUUUCACACCAAUUAUGUAAAAUGAGAAUAGUAGCCUGUCGUUCCCUGGAAAAGCCAGCAGAUGGCAGCAGAGGCUUGGUAAUAGAAAAAACACUCUCUGCUGUGAUCCUGAAACUCUAUUCAGUAAUGAUCAACUUGAAGUAAAGACUUUGUGUCAGCAGUUUAAACUGGCAAAUCUAUAA